CCGAUACAUUCGAAAUCGUAACACAGCGAGAUUGAGUGGCAGAACUUGUCUCGUCGAUUCGAGUGAGGAUUGGCGCCAAAAGACAUCUAAAGCUAAAACCGGCGGCAGAAACGGCAAGGACCAUUCCCAUCCACGACAACCAUCUGAUGAAUUCUCGAUGCUUGAACCUCAAGGAGAUGCCGAAUUCUGGCCAUUAUCAGGGAAACCAUUUUUCUAUGUGGUUAUUAGCAGAGCUCACCUUGCAAAAAGGUUUCAACUGCUCAUCCCACAUAAACUGUCCGAAAAGCUUCCUGCCGCUAGGGUCCCCACCACGAUCAUCUGCCAUGGAAAGACAUGGGACCUUGAUUACAUGGGUGAUCAGGUUACGAAAAGGUUCCAAAACCAAUCAUGGGGGGGAUUUGCGACCGAUAACAAACUUGGCACUGGAGAUGCGUGUGUGUUUGAGUUGAUGGAGGGGGGAUCGAGCAGUAGUAGGAUCAAGUUCCGAGUUCAGAUACUUAGAAACAAAUUUCCGGCCGAAUUGAUGGAGAAUGCAGAAGGGUACAAUAUGAACAACCCCAUCAACAUAGAUUAGGGUUCAUUGUUUCGGUUUCACUUGUUUCUGAAUCUUGAAUUUUCGGCUUUGGUUUUACAGUCAUCUGGUUCUGAUGCAUCUUGUUUUUGAAGGGGUUUGUUUGAUAAAUUCACUCGAUAUUUUGCUCUUUUAACG
Messenger RNA from Cynara cardunculus var. scolymus (artichoke), 709 nucleotides. Its product is annotated as B3 domain-containing protein Os04g0386900-like. Lineage: Eukaryota; Viridiplantae; Streptophyta; Magnoliopsida; Asterales; Asteraceae. The transcript is spliced from 3 exons. The record is from RefSeq and is a predicted model, not a curated record. Gene Ontology annotation, molecular function: DNA binding. Bases 158 to 574 code for a protein of 138 amino acids.